Messenger RNA from Thrips palmi, 8859 nucleotides. Its product is annotated as ATP-dependent helicase brm-like. Gene Ontology annotation, cellular component: nucleus. Gene Ontology annotation, biological process: positive regulation of transcription by RNA polymerase II. Lineage: Eukaryota; Metazoa; Arthropoda; Insecta; Thysanoptera; Thripidae. The record is from RefSeq and is a predicted model, not a curated record. Bases 346 to 7833 code for a protein of 2495 amino acids. The transcript has 17 exons. Gene Ontology annotation, molecular function: ATP-dependent chromatin remodeler activity; DNA binding; ATP binding.
CCGUCAGCAAAGCAGCAGCGGUGUUGUUUUUAUUUGGGCAUAGUGGACGGCUUCGCCGAAUCAGAGACUUAUUUACAUUUAUCGAAUGAAUUUACGUAACAGAAAAAUUGGUGAACAAAUUUCUAUUUCACCUCAAAUAUGUGAGAAGUGGGAGCCAACGUUUGAAUGGUUUUAAUCUAGUGGAAAAGCUCCAAGAGCUAAAGGCCCUUUGAGGUUAUCUGUAUUAGAAACUGCUGGGGCGUUGCUAACCUCUCCCAUGACUCAAAAUGUAGUGUGUAAUUUUCUCAAUCUUCAGUUUGGGCUGUCGACCGUAGCGGUUUGUCUUUCUUAUAAGUGAAGGGCAAGAUGGCAAGCCCUUCACCGCAAUCCUCUCCCAUGCCCCCGCCACAGACUCCAUCUCCGAUGGGGCCACCACAACAGUCGCCAUCCCCUAUGCCAUCACCUUCUGGGAUGGUUCCACCAUCACAUUCUCCUUCACCAAUGGGGCCUCCAUCUCACCACCACCCACACAGCCCAGGCCCCACAGGCUAUCCACCUCACCCAGGGCACCCAGGGCACCCUGGACAGCAUGCAGGGCCUGGCCACCCUGGGGCGCCUGGUCACCCGGGACAGCACCAAGGGCCUCCUUCGCAUCAUGUCCAUCAUGGACAUCCUUCGCAAGGACCCCCUGGGCACCCUGGCCACCCUGGCCACCCAAGCCAUCAAGGACAUCCUGGACACCCUGGCCACCAUAAUCAACAUUCAGGGCCAAGUCACCCCAGCCAAAGUCAUCCUUCUCAGGCAGGACAUCCCGGCCCGGGCCACCCUGGCCACCCUGGCCAACCACAUCCAGGACAGGGACACCCCAGUCAAGGACACCCCAGUCAAGGACACCCCAGUCAAGGCCAUCCUGGUCCAGGACAUCCUGGACAAGGACAUCCGGGGCAAGGACACCCCGGACAAGGACACCCCGGACAAGGACACCCUGGACAAGGACACCCAGGACAAGGACAUCCGGGGCAAGGCCAUCCAGGUCAAGGACAUCCAGGGCAAGGACAUCCAGGACCUGGACACCCCAGUCAGGGGCAUCCCGGCAGCCACUCUGCACCGACUCACGGCGGCCACCCUGGGCCAGGACAUCCUGGUUCCGGCCAUCCCGGGCCUGGGCAUCCAUCAUCUGGCCAUCCCGCUUCCGGACAUCCUGGAUCUGGACACCCAGGAGCUGGCCACCCCUCACCGGGCCACCCUGGCUCAGGGCACCCAGGCUCUGGGCAUCCUGGACCCGGACACCCUGGAGCAUCGCAUCCUGGAUCAAGUCAUCCUGGCUCAGGCCACCCUGGUGCUGGCCACCCGGGUUCAGGACAUCCAGGAGGCCCCGGCCAUCCGUCGUCAGGACAUCCAGGCGGACCUGGACACAAUCCUCCCGGACACCCUGGAUCAGGACAUCCCGGAUCUGGCGGCCACCCUCUUCAUCCUGGUCAGGGACAUCCUGGGCAAGCUCACCCAAGCCAGGGUCAUCCUGGACAGAGUCCUUCCCACCCUAGCCACCCAAGUCACAUGGGGCAGGGGCACCCAGGGCAGCACCCCGGCCAGCAUCCUGGUCAGCACCCUGGCCAACAUCCUGGCCAACACCCCGGCCAACAUCCUGGCCAACACCCAGGCCAACACCCUGGCCAGCAUCCUGGUCAACACCCAGGACAUCCUAUUAGCCAUCAGAGUCACCCUGGCUCUGGCCAUCAACCCCCAUCCCACCCAGCCCCAAGCCAUACUCCUUCAGGUCACCCUCCAUCUUCACCACACAGUGCUGGCCCUCCGGGACCUCAUACACCUGGCCACUCGGCACCUCCACCUCAUUCGGCUCAAAGUCCUGGACAGCCCUCAGGCCACCCUGGGCACGGCCCACCUCCAGGAAUGCACAUGAAUGGGCCUUCGGGCAACAUUGGACUCGGCCAAGGAUUCCAGCAUGGCAUGGCGAAUCCGGGUCCUCCCCAGGGCUGUGGCCAGGAAAACCUGACUGCCCUGCAGCGGAGCGUGGACUCCAUGGAAGACAAGGGUAUGGCGGAAGACCCUCGAUAUUCUCAGAUGAUGAUGCGCGGGCGUCCCCCCAUGCAGGGCUUCGGUGGCUCUCAACAGAGUGAGAUGCCUCAAAAGUACCAGUUCACACCGACACAAAUGAACAUGCUGCGGUUCCAAAUCAUAUCAUACCGUAGCAUGGCAAGGAACCUGCUUCCCCCGCAUGCUCGACUGGGUGCAAGCGGCAAGCCAAUCGAAGGAGCACCCCCUUCAACUCAGAGCCCAACUCCACCAAGCUUCCAACAACCUCCAAGUGGCCCAGGUGCUUCUCCGGGACCGGGCAGCGGACCCGGAUCUUCUGGCCCGCCAGGGGGACCGCCCCCAUCUGGAGCAGCACAAGUCCCUCCUCAGUCGGGACCUUCACCUCACCAGGGCCCUCCGACUCCAGGACCCCAACAGCCUCCACCAGGCCCAGCAGGGCCUGGACCACUUACUCCUGCAACGAGCCAGCCCCCAUCCACUCCAAGCACUCCAGGAGCACCAGGUUCGCCGACACCAGCUGGUGCCGUUCCACCGCCUGCUCCUAGCACGCCUGGAGCGCCGUCUGGACCUCCGUCUGGGCCUCCGACGCCAGGCCCGGCAAUGCCACCACACGGCGCGCCGUCUCCGCGACCCCAAGGAAUGCCCCCUGGAGGACCUCCAACACCCGGGCCCGCUGGCACGCCUCCGCCGCAAGGACCACCGCCCGGCCACCCAGGACCUCCAAGCGGCCCACCCUCAGGCCCACCAUCUGGCCCUCCAUCAGGCCCUCCAAGCGGGCCGCCCACCCCGGGCCCACCAACGGGGCCCCCAAGUGGCCCUCCGACCGGUAUGCAUGGCCUUCCCCAUGGGAGUCCUCACAGUGGACCUCAUGGCGGGCCUCAUGGCCCACCUCAUGGCCCACCACAUGGUCAACCCCACGGCCCGCCACACGGACCGCCGCACGGACCACCUCACGGCCCACCUCACGCAGGUCCUCAUGGAGGACCGCACGGUGGCCCACACAGUGGUCCUCAUGGUCCACCCCACGGUCCACCCCACGGUCCUCCUCAUGGCGGCUCGCCUCAUGGACCGCCCCACGGUCCUCCUCAUGGCGCUCCUCCGCACGGCGUACCUCCACAUGGUGCACCUCCUCAUGGCGCUCCUCCACACGGCGCUCCUCCACAUGGCAUUCCUCCACAUGGUGGACCUCCCCAUGGUGGGCCUCCCCAUGGCGGACCUCCCCAUGGCGGACCAUCUCACGGCGUUCCUCCUCAUGGCGGGCCUCCCCAUGGAGGGCCGCCUCAUGGUGCUCCCCACGGUCCUUCGCAUGGUGGGCCACCUACUGGUCCCCCGGGGCCACCCACCGCAGCUCCGGGAUCUGCCCCUCCAUCUCAAGGCCCUGCAGGACAGGGACAACCUGGCGGCGCUGCAACACCUCCCUUGUCGGGCCCACCCGGCCCUCCAGGGCCUCAAGGUCCUCCGCAAGGACCGCCUGGACCUCACGGACCGGCCGGUGGACCACCCACGCCUGGCUCUCAAGGCCCAGCGGGUCCACCAGGCCCUCAUGGAAUGCCCUCAGGGCCACAACAAGGUCCGCCAGGCCCUCCUGGUCCUCCGGGACCGCCAGGGAUGCAACAGCGUCCCGGUCCUACUCCACCACCUGGAGGCCCUCCUCACCAGGUGAGGUCCUACACCAAUGGUCAGAUGAUGCCUCAGGGUCCACAGCCAGGUGGUCCUCCGUCUGCACAAGGCCCUCACGGUCCUCACGGCCCCCAUGGCCCCAUGCAUCCAGGUGGCCCCAUGGGCUACCCGCCACAUCCCGGCGCCAUGGGCCAACACCCGGGCGGUCCUAUGGGACCGCACCCAGGCCAGCACGGUGGGCCUAUGGGACCUCAUCCUGGUGGUCCAAUGGGUCCGCAUCCAGGCCAUCCAGGGCAUCCUGGACACCCUGGACAUCCUGGACAUCCUGGUGCCAUGGUUGGAAUGGGACAACAUGGCCCCAUGCAGCAUCCUGGCGGCCCGAUGCACCCGGGCAUGUCUCCGAUGGGACCCAUGGGUCCGAUGGGCCCAAUGGGUCCAAUGGGCAUGCAGAGCAGAGCCAUGCACCAGGGCCCGAUCGGUCCAGGCAUGCCUCCUCACCCCCAAAUGCAUCAAGGCGGUCUGCCCCCAGGAGCGCACCAAAUCCAGCAACAGGUGCUGAGCACCACUUCCAGCAUCAUGGGAAAGAAUGCCCGCACUACGACCAUGCCCAAACCCAGUGGAAUAGAUCCGCUCGCAACAUUGGAUGAGCGUGAAAGGAAGGUGGCAGAAAAUAUUCAAUCCAGAAUUGAAAUUCUAAGCAAUCUGCCCCCUAAUCUUUCUGAAGAGGAUAAACUGCAGGCUCAGAUUGAGUUGAGAGCUUUGCGUGUUCUCAACCUGCAGCGUCAGCUGAGAAGUGAUAUUGUUGCACACACCCGUGCAAUGACAACUCUUGAAACAGCUCAUAAUAUCAAACUUUACAAGCGAACGAAACGCCAAGGAUUGCGUGAAGCACGUGCUACUGAAAAAUUGGAGAAGCAACUCAAGAUCGAAGCUGAGAGGAAGCGCAGACAGAGGCAUAAGGAAUACCUUGACACAGUCUUGCAACACAGCAAGGACCUUAAAGAAUUCCAUCGCAACAACCUUGGUCGUAUUGGCCGUCUGAACAAAGCUAUUAUGAAUUACCACGCCAAUGCCGAAAGGGAACAAAAGAAGGAGCAAGAAAGAAUUGAAAAAGAGCGUAUGCGCCGUCUUAUGGCUGAAGAUGAAGAAGGUUACAGAAAGCUUAUCGAUCAAAAGAAAGACAAGCGUUUGGCAUUCUUGCUUUCUCAAACUGAUGAGUACAUUGGAAAUUUGACUGAAAUGGUGAAGCAGCAUAAAUUAGAGCAGAAGCUCAAGCAGCGAGACAGUCAAAAGAAACGCAGACGGAGGAAGAAGAAGCCAGUGGAAGGUGAAGGUGGUCAAGAGGGGCAAGAAGGCAAUGAAGAGGAGGAAGAUGAGGAAGACUACCGCGUAACCGUCAGAGAGGUAGCCACUGGUAAAGAGAUUUCUGGUGACGAUGCCCCAAUGGCCAGUGAAGUAGAUGCGUGGUUAGAAAAGAAUCCAGGAUGGGAGUGUGUUGAAGAGUACACUGAUGAUGAGGAAGAAGAAACAGAGGGAGGCGAGAAGAAAGAAAAAGAGGGUGAAGAAGGUGAGAAAGGAGCUCUUCAGAAGAACACCAAGGUGGAAGAUGAUGAAUAUGGAAAGAAAGGAGAAGAGCACACAUAUUACAGCAUUGCCCAUACUAUUCAUGAGCAUGUCACAGAGCAAGCUGAUAUUCUUAUCAAUGGUAAACUCAAAGAGUACCAGGUCAAGGGUCUGGAAUGGCUGGUGUCCUUGUUCAAUAAUAAUCUGAAUGGUAUCUUGGCAGAUGAGAUGGGUUUGGGUAAGACCAUUCAGACAAUUGCCCUUAUUACUUAUCUGAUGGAGAAAAAGAAAGUAAAUGGACCUUUCUUAAUCAUUGUCCCACUUUCUACUUUGUCCAAUUGGGUUUUGGAGUUUGAAAAAUGGGCUCCCUCUGUCAUUUGCCUAGCUUAUAAGGGUUCUCCACAAGCCCGGCGAUCAUUACAAGCUCAGAUGAGAAAUAGCAAAUUUAAUGUGCUUAUGACAACCUAUGAAUAUGUUAUCAAGGACAAAGCAACUCUAGCUAAAAUUCAUUGGAAGUACAUGAUCAUCGAUGAAGGCCAUCGUAUGAAGAACCACCACUGUAAACUGACUCAGGUUUUGAAUACUCAUUACAUUGCACCUCAUCGCCUGCUUUUGACAGGAACCCCUUUGCAAAACAAAUUGCCAGAAUUGUGGGCUUUGUUGAAUUUCCUCCUGCCAUCAAUCUUCAAAUCUGUCAGUACAUUCGAGCAGUGGUUCAAUGCACCAUUUGCAACAACUGGUGAGAAGGUAGAAUUGAAUGAAGAAGAAACAAUCCUUAUUAUUCGCCGUCUUCACAAAGUUUUGAGACCUUUCUUAUUGCGUCGUCUCAAGAAGGAAGUAGAGUCUCAAUUGCCUGAUAAGGUAGAAUACAUCAUUAAGUGUGACAUGUCUGGUCUUCAACGUGUGCUCUACAGACACAUGCAGAGCAAGGGAGUGCUCCUCACUGACGGUACUGAACGUGGAAAGCAAGGAAAGGGUGGUGCUAAGGCUUUAAUGAACACGAUUGUGCAGUUACGUAAGUUAUGUAAUCAUCCAUUCAUGUUCCAACAAAUUGAGGAGAAAUACAGUGAGCACACAGGCACAGCUGUCACAGGCCCAGAACUCUAUAGAACUUCAGGCAAAUUUGAGCUUCUGGAUCGUAUUCUUCCCAAAUUGAAGGCCACAAACCACAGAGUGCUUCUUUUCUGUCAAAUGACACAACUCAUGACAAUCAUGGAAGAUUACCUUACCUGGAGAAAUUUCAGUUACCUUCGACUUGAUGGUACAACUAAAGCAGAGGAUCGUGGUGAUCUCCUUAAGAAAUUUAACAGCCCUACAUCAGAAUACUUCCUUUUCUUGCUGAGUACUCGUGCUGGUGGUCUUGGUUUGAAUUUACAAGCUGCAGACACAGUUGUUAUAUUCGAUUCUGAUUGGAACCCUCAUCAAGAUUUGCAAGCCCAGGAUCGAGCUCAUCGUAUUGGUCAGCAGAAUGAAGUGAGGGUUUUGAGACUCAUGACUGUCAACUCUGUAGAGGAGAGAAUUUUAGCUGCUGCUCGAUACAAGCUGAAUAUGGAUGAGAAAGUUAUUCAAGCUGGUAUGUUUGACCAAAAAUCAACUGGUUCUGAAAGACAGCAGUUCCUGCAAACCAUUCUGCACCAGGAUGAUGCUGAUGAUGAGGAAGAGAAUGAGGUUCCGGAUGAUGAAGUGGUCAACCAAAUGUUGGCUCGCUCAGAGAGUGAGUUUGAAGCCUUCCAGAAGAUGGACUUGGAUAGACGUCGUGAGGAUGCAGCCAAGGGUUCGGGCCGCAAGUCACGACUUGUGGAUGAAAGUGAACUCCCUGAGUGGCUCCUAAAGGGAGAGGAAGAGCUGGAACGCCUGGCCUAUGAGGAAGAGGAAGCAGAGCAGUGUCUAGGUCGUGGCACUAGGCAGAGGAAAGAGGUUGAUUACACUGAUAGUCUUACUGAAAGAGAAUGGUUUAAGGCAAUGGAUGAUCUUGGUGACUUCGACGAUGAGGAGGAAGAAGAGGAAGAAGAUAGGCGCCCAGCUUCCAAAAAGGGCCGUAAGAAGAGAAAGAAAGAUGAUGAUGAUGAAGACGAGCCCUUGUCCAUCAAGAAGAGGAGAGGUGCUGCUGAGAAAAGCACACUUGACCCAAAAGUGAAGAAACAGAUGAAGAAAAUCAUGACAAUUGUUGUGAAGUACACUGAUAGUGAGGAAGGAAGAGUUCUUAGUGAACCAUUCAUGAAGCUUCCUUCCCGUAAGGCUCUUCCUGAUUACUAUGAAGUCAUCAAAAAGCCUAUGGAUAUUAACAGAAUUUUGACCCGUAUUAGUGAAUCUAAAUACUUUGAAAUGGACGAUCUUGAAAAAGACUUUAUGCAACUCUGUAAAAACGCUCAGUUGUACAACAAAGAGCAAUCUCUCAUACAUGAAGACUCAAUUGUACUUCAGUCAGUCUUCACUAAUGCUCGUCAACAAGUGCAGCAAGAUCAGGAGCAAGAAUCUGAUAAAGAUGAUGAGGAGUCUGAACAAGAAUCAAAGCCGAGGAGUAAGCGUGGUGGCCGACCUCCGAAGGUAGAGAAAGGGAGACGCAAACGUUCUAGGAAAUAUGUCAGUAGUGAUGAAGAGGAGGAAGAUGAUUGAGUGGCGUGAUGCUGAAAGAAUUGAGUAAUGCUGAAAACAAAGCAAAUCUUAAGUUAUGCUUGGAUGUUAUUGAUGAUUUUUGUAUAAGUGUUUAUGAACUCUGUACAUGGUGCUGUGUCGACUGAUGCCAGAAUAUGUGCAGCUGAAGUCUUAGUGACUUGAUCAUUGUUGGAUAUGUCUUCAAUGUAGAUUAUUUUGUACAUAUUUAUUGUCUUUUAUUCUGUAUUAUAUGAUCGUGCAACAGUAUUUUAUUGUAAAUAGCAAUAUUUGUCUGGGCAGGAGUAAUGGUGGUGGUUGGGUGUAAAACCUUUCCAUUUAUUAACUUCUUUUUAUUGGUGGACAAGGCUAAUGAAAUCAUGACCUCAGAAUGCAUUUCCAAAGAAGUUUCAUCCAAUGCAUAUUCAUUCUUGUCUCAUGCUUUGCUUGCCUUUAUGAUUAUCAAUGUUAGUGAAGCAUCUGGAUCUGCAUUAUAUUAUGAUAAUAUACCUGGUCUCACUAAAUUUUGUCAUUUCCAGUAUUCUGUAACUGUAGAUUAUGAAAUGAAUUUUUUUUUUCAUUUUGGUUCUACUUUAGGAGUAUAAAAAUGUUGGUUUAAAUGUACUGCUUUCAAGGGAAUGAAGUAAUACUUUUAGCUACUGUUCAUUUUACUGGAACUUGAUUGUCUUUGGUAUGCUUGUUUGUUAAGUCUACUUAUUUUUAUUAAUUGUUUUAAAAUUGUAAUGAUGAACAUUCUCUGAUUAGCCCCUUCUGUUUUCAGAACAGAGUUCGUUCUGACCUUUGAUCAUUUUUUUCCACCUAUUUUGGAUGAGUCUAUUGUGGUAGUAUAUUCAAUUUUACUAAGAUUACAUUGCACAUGGAUCUCACCUUAAAUUGUGUCCUGUUAGGUGAAAACCAUAGCAAAUGUCAUUAUGUUAAUGAUUUGAGGGAAAUGCAAUCUCAUUUCUUUGUAGAUCUCUGCUCCUAAGAUGCCAGGCAAAUUUUGUAAUGGAUUAGUGGCAUCAUAAUAAAGUUAAUUGACUUUGUCUA